UUGUAUAAGAAGUGGGGUUUAAGCUAUGGAUGGGUGGUUUUCCGAGGGUUUUUGACAUCUCAGAGAGAGAGAGAGAGACGGGGAGAACAACGAAGCCAUGGUUGCGUACGACAAAAAAGUUUUGAUUUUGAUGAAGGUGGAGGGAAGAAGCAAACAUCAUGGGGUGAAGAAUUUCUUGCGUGAUCGAUGAGAAUUCUGGGUUUUUUGUGUUUCUUAUAUUAGAUUUCUGGGCUCGGAAAUUUCCGGCGAGUCUCCGAUCUUGAAUUACCGGCGGUGAAUUGUGUUAAAGUUUCGACUUUCUGGAAAAAAGCAUGGGUUUUGAGUUGGAAUUCGGUUGAAUUUGGACGGAAAAUCUGUUAUUUGAAGUGUUUCAUUUGCGUGGGCCUUUGGCUAAGCUGCUGGGUGAAUGUGUAAAACUAUGGGUAUUUUAGACUAUAACUGUAAUCCUCUUUCAGUGUUUCGAGUGUUUUGAAUUCAUUGUGGCAUGGUUGGUAAGAUAUGGUGUUGCAGAAGAGAUUGGAUUAUGGAUUUAAUGGCUAUCGGGUGCCUCCUAUGCCUCGAUCUACAAGAUCAGCUAGGAAGAGAGGCGUCAAUUGGAGAAGAGUGGAAGGCAGCCCGAUGUGUUCGUUUGACUUGUUAGCUACCGUUGCUGGAAAGUUACUACUCGAAGGAGAAAGCUCGUGUAGUCUCGAGAAAGAUAGUGUUGAUAGGGAAAAGGGUAAUGAGGAUAGAACAAUGCAAGAAAAACCGGGAAAUAAUCAAGGUAGCUGUGAAAGGAAUUUCUUCCUGUCCAAGCUUGUCUCGCAGGCGCCUGUGUUUAGUAACUUCUCGUAUGAUAGUUUGUCGCCUAAGUCUGUAAUAACGACUUCCGAUAGCUCGGACAAGUUUGCUCCCGUGGAACAAUUGGUCAAUGCGGGAAGCAAGCUCGAGCCCGGAAGCGUAGAUAGGAAAGGAGAUGCGGGUGUGUCGGGCUGCAAAGUCUUUUCUAGUUGUAAAUUAGGUACCGGAGUUGCGAAACCUAGAAAACAUGAGGUUAAGGUUUCGAGUGAUACUAAGGUUUGGGAUAGAAAACCUUGUUCUACUUUUGUAUGUUCUGACAAUAGUGUAAAGAUGUUAACUUUGUCGAAAGAUCACAUUCCUUGCGGAUCUUUUCCCGCGAGUCGGGGUAAUGUAAAAUUAGGUAAUAGAGAUGAUGACGAAAACUCUUCUGUGUGCACUCAACCUAGCACCGCAAAUAAGGCCUUUGAGCCAGCUCUGCCUCGUAUUGGCGAUCAAAGGAUCGGGAAAUUGUUGGCAUCUGAAUACUGUGAAGUUAAUCCAAAAUCGAACUAUGAGGAACAUCGAAAUGCCGGUGAGGUUCUCGCUACGAAGCCUGCUUUGGGCAAUAAGAAGAACAAUCUCAAAUCCGAAAGGUCUCUACGAGAUUACCCCUUCAAGAAAAGGAAGCUCUAUGAUUGUAGUUCGGUGUCGAAUUCCAAUUCUGACCGAGCUAUAAGUAACGAUGGAAAUUGUAGCUCUCAUACGAAGGGCUAUAACGGGGAUGCUUCUAAUUAUACUCCUCCAACAGGUUCAGCCCAGAAAACAGCGGGGACAUCAACCUCUGCUGCCGGUGGGUGUGCGUUCUUUAGGACCGGUGAUUCCCAGGUGAAGCUCAGAAUUAAGUCUUUCAGAGUUCCCGAGCUUUUUGUUGAGAUUCCAGAAACCUCAACUGUUGGUUCUUUGAAGAGGACAGUCAUGGAAGCAGUGACGACAAUUCUUGGUGGCGGACUACAUGUUGGUGUCCUUUUUCAGGGUAAGAAGAUUAGAGAUGACGACAAAACCUUAUUGCAGACCGGAAUUUCUCGUGAUGAUAAACCCGAUACUCUGGGUUUUUCCCUCGAACCCAUUCCUCCUAAAGCUUCUUCCCUCGAACCCAUUCCUCAUAAAGCUUCUUCCCUCGAACCCAUUCCUCAUAAAGCUUCCCCACCUCCGUUUCCCGAAGAGCGUCCUUACCUACUUUCUUGCGAUACACCUCAACCACUAAGAAGGUACACGCCUUCUCCUCGAAGUAUGGUUCAUGAUGUUGUGCAACAGAGACCAGCUGAUACUCUCCGAGAUUCUUCUCCGGGAACGAAUUUGAUCAAUUUUAUUGAAAGUGAUCACGAUUCUGCUCCGUCCCCUCCUGACACCUCGUUAGAUAAAAGUGCAGCAGAAGAUUCGAGAGCGUUGGUUCCAGUUCCUGCAGUGAAUAUGGCGGAGCCCCAUGAUGUGGUUCCGGUGAGGAAACCGAAGCGAUCCGAGGCUGCACAACGCCGAAUUCGUCGACCUUUCUCUGUAUCUGAAGUAGAAGCGCUUGUUCAAGCUGUCGAGAAGCUCGGAACUGGCAGGUGGCGUGAUGUUAAGCUGCGAGCUUUUGACAACGCCAAACAUAGAACCUAUGUUGAUUUGAAGGACAAAUGGAAAACGCUAGUGCACACAGCGAGAAUCUCCCCUCAGCAGAGGAGAGGCGAGCCAGUGCCCCAGGAGCUCUUGGACCGCGUCCUAAUUGCUCACGCAUACUGGUCCCAGCAGCAAGCGAAGCAGCAGAUGAAACAGCAGGCCGAGACGUGCCUUCUCCUCUGAGAAAACACCGUGCUUGCUUCACAACACCGGGUUUGGAGAUGGUUGUUCUACGAUUAUCUCUCGUUACUCUGUACUAUAACAUCUGUAAAAAAAAAGUGCGACGGGGAAGUUAGAACCUAGUAAAAUGCAGUAUGUAUGUAGCUUCUUCACACAGUGAUUUCUCUCAUGCUGGGAGGGGGGGUGGGGGGUGUGGUUGACAUUACCUGUAAAUAAGUGGUUGCUGACAGGGAUUGUUUCUGGUGCCAGGGCCUGGCAUUUUACUUGAUCAAAAUAAGUGUUUUGUUCUUUUGGGGUUUGGGUAUUGUAUUUACUGUGCCUAAUAUAGAAGAAAGGCAAAGCAAAGUGUAGAGCAUAUUAUAUAUAUAUGUUGUAAGCUUUGAUUCAGCAGUUGAGAAACAUCAUCUGCUUAACUAAACCCCAUUCUAAUUGGGGGUUGGGUAGGCUGCAUACUUUUGUAUUUCUCCAUUCUGUGUAUACUUCUUAAUAACUUCAUCGUCAAUCUCAAUAAAUUCCAAUUCUUCA
This is a messenger RNA of Ipomoea nil (Japanese morning glory), 3123 nucleotides long. RefSeq names its product telomere repeat-binding protein 5-like. NCBI's taxonomy places the organism in Eukaryota, Viridiplantae, Streptophyta, Magnoliopsida, Solanales, Convolvulaceae. Bases 499 to 2601 code for a protein of 700 amino acids. The record is from RefSeq and is a predicted model, not a curated record. The transcript is spliced from 9 exons.